UCGAAAUAAGAACACUAUGAGACACUUGAACCACUACCCCAAAAACAUCUCCAUGAAAACCAUUGAAUCCUUUGGAAAAAUCUAAUCUUUGGGCGAAAUGAAGGAUUUUGAUGGUGUUGGGCAUGUUCUUCUCUCGAUUUCAAUCGUCUUGGGAUCCAUUUUGGUGGUGGAAUCGGGCAUUGGAGUGAACUGGGGGACACUGUCUUCACACAGGCUUUCUCCAUCGGUGGUGGUGGAUCUCUUGAAGGAGAACAAGAUUGGGAAAGUGAAGAUCUUUGAUGCUGAUCCCAAUGUGCUGAGAGCUCUGAUGGGGAGUGGCAUUGAGGUCAUGAUAGGGAUCCCUAAUGAGAUGUUGGGAACUUUGAGCUCUUCUCCUGCUGUUGCUGAUCUUUGGGUUUCACAGAAUGUUUCUAGGUAUGCGGUGAAGGGUGGCGUCAAUAUCAGGUACAUAGCAGUCGGCAAUGAGCCCUUCCUGUCAAACUACCAAGGCCAAUUCCAGUCUUUUGUUCUUCCUGCUAUGGUCAACCUCCAGCAAUCUUUAGCAAAAGUGAAUCUUGCUGGUUAUGUGAAACUGGUGGUUCCUUGCAAUGCUGAUGCUUAUGAAGCCUCACUUCCUUCCCAAGGAUCAUUUCGACCGGAGCUGACUCAAAUCAUGACCCAAAUUGUUUCUUUUCUGAACUCAAACGGGUCUCCGUUCAUAGUCAACAUAUACCCUUUUUUGAGCCUUUAUCAGAGUUCGGAUUUCCCACAAGACUAUGCUUUCUUUGAUGGCUCAACUCAUCCUGUCGUGGAUGGCUCAAACAUAUACUACAAUGCCUUUGAUGGCAAUUUCGAUACCUUGGUUGCAGCAUUGAACAAAAUCGGUUAUGGUCAGAUGCCAAUCGUUAUUGGAGAGGUGGGUUGGCCGACAGAUGGGGCUUUCAGUGCGAAUUUAAGUGCUGCUAGAGCAUUCAACCAAGGUCUCAUCAAUCAUGUGUUGAGUAACAAAGGAACUCCACUGAGACCAGGGGUUCCUCCUUUGGAUAUUUAUCUCUUCAGUCUUCUCGACGAAGAGCAAAAGAGUAUACUUCCCGGGAACUUUGAGCGCCAUUGGGGGAUUUUCUCUUUCGAUGGCCAGGCAAAGUACCCGUUGAAUCUCGGAUUGGGUAACGGGAUACUGAAGAAUGCCAAGGAUGUUGAGUAUCUUCCAUCAAGGUGGUGCGUCGCCAACCCGUCCCAAGAUCUUGGCAGUGCUUCAAAUCACAUGAAGCUGGCUUGCAGCAUGGCAGACUGCACCACCCUUCUCUACGGAGGUUCAUGCAAUGCGAUCGGAGAGAAAGGAAACAUUUCCUAUGCUUUCAAUAGUUAUUAUCAGUUACAAAAACAAGAUGCAAGGAGCUGUGAUUUCGAUGGGCUCGGUAUGGUUACAUUCCUCGAUCCUUCAAUCGGUGACUGUCAUUUUCUCGUUGGUGUUACCGAUAACAAUUGUUCAUGUGUCGGUUGUGGAAUUCUUUGCGGAUUAUGGAUUAUGACAUUGUGGGUUGUUAUUUAUCUGAGAAUUUUCGAGUCUCCGUGAUGGUUAUGAAUUACAUAGAUAGAAGAAAGAAAGUGAAGAACUUUAGAAGACACUCAAAUUCUUUGUAGUAUGUGUAGAACAGUGUAACUUGAUUUGAGAAUUGAGAGAAGGUGGUGGUUAUUAUUUU
Messenger RNA from Dioscorea cayenensis subsp. rotundata (Guinea yam), 1682 nucleotides. Its product is annotated as glucan endo-1,3-beta-glucosidase 5. Gene Ontology annotation, cellular component: plasma membrane. The record is from RefSeq and is a predicted model, not a curated record. Gene Ontology annotation, molecular function: hydrolase activity, hydrolyzing O-glycosyl compounds. Lineage: Eukaryota; Viridiplantae; Streptophyta; Magnoliopsida; Dioscoreales; Dioscoreaceae. Bases 98 to 1555 code for a protein of 485 amino acids. The transcript is spliced from 2 exons. Gene Ontology annotation, biological process: carbohydrate metabolic process.